Molecule: messenger RNA, 3585 nt
Organism: Helicoverpa zea (corn earworm)
Lineage: Eukaryota; Metazoa; Arthropoda; Insecta; Lepidoptera; Noctuidae
Exons: 1
Coding region: 733-1920 (395 amino acids)
Source: RefSeq, a predicted model, not a curated record
CAUUUAUCACCAAUAACUCCCCACAUUGCAUGGCGACCAUGCCAGGAUUCGUGAAUUAGUACUCGGUACCCCCACAUUGCAUGGCGACCCUGCCAGUGCUGCCUUGUGGCAGUGCUGCGCAUUGGGAACAUGAUAAUAAUUUUGUGAUUUGUGAAAACAAAAAAAAAAAUGUGAGGCGAAAUAAUCGCAAAGUCAACGCUGACGGGGAGCAGUUUCUACGCAGUACGCAAAACUAGUAUCCGGGAUGGAUCUGCUCUUAAUCCAUCCACAUUCAAACCCCCAGGGUUUGUGUACUGAGGCUGAUGAACCACCAGAAGGAAUAUUGUGAAGAAGGUCCGAAAUACCUUCGUCACCAAGCAGAAGAUACGUUAUGUGAUCUUUCACAUGACCAGGCAGACUCCCAAAUGAUGAGAAGGAUUUGAAGACGGUGUGAGUGUGAGUGAUAAAAUAGUGUCAGUGAAUAAUGUGAGUGUUUCAAAGGUUUAAAGCCUAUUAUAAUGCCGCGGACAUUUUUGGUAUUUUUUUUAAUAUAAUUAGGUACGUUUAAGGGUUUUUAUUUUUAAAGGGAUAAAAUAAAAUAAUUUUGUUAUAGUUAAUAAAGCAUAUUGGAAAGGAAUUUUAUAACAUACCAGUCCAGUGCCAUACGCGGUCGAGUACGGACGCGUUUGCGCUGCACUGUAUGAAUUUUAAAUUCGCGAAUUGCGCGGCUAUAGCCGCUGCCCGGUUUUCGCUAUGAGUGCACAAACGCUCAUAGCCAACGAAGUGUUGGCAUUUAUUAAACAUGCCAUCGACUACAUGGACGAGGUUAGCAUCUUGCAGAUCUGCAAAACCUCGUUCAAGGAAGAUGAAAUUAGCAGUGCUAAAUUGCUGCUUUUCACGACGCUUGGCAAAGUUAGCCAGAUGCCGUCUCGUCGAAGGGAUGGCACAGAGAAGAGUCUCCAAGACAUCGUCACGCUGUUGAAGGAGACCGACCCGGACGACGUGCCCGAUUUCGUGGCGAAGGACCUGCACAAGCUUCCUCCCGUCACGUUCGACCACGUAGAUGUCACCAGGCUGCUGAAGGACAUUACACUCCUGAAGCAAAGCCAGGCCGAGAUGCAGCAUCAGCUGGAGGUGUCCAACAACACCAUCAGUGAUCUACGGGCAGAAUUAGUAGCAUUGCGCAAUGCAAUUUCUGCAAGUAGGUCACCUACCGACGGCGACAGAAAUGUGAACACGCGUCGCGGGGCGCAAAAUGCCUCCAUCUGCAGUUUCGAGUCGGCGGGCUCGAAUGCGUCACCUACUGCCGAGAAUGCAUGCGUUGCAACGUGUGCCGCCGCCGUCCCUGCCUCGACAUCGGUAGAGACGAUGACUCGUGUAGGUUCGUCAACCCCCAAACGAGCCUACGCAGCAAUUGUAGCCGCUAAGAAGCCUGUUGAGUCACAAAACUCGCAGGUUAAAAUAGCGGAUACCACAAAAGGGGGUAAGAAGAGCCGAUCGAAACCAAACCAGGUUUUGAGAAGGCAGGGUCCCAAGGUCGACACGUGCGACAAGGAUGGUUUCGUCAAGGUCGAGAAGAGGAAGAAAAAGAAACCUCCUUGUCGGAACCAGUGCGGUACUGCGCUGGCGGGGCCCAAUAUGCUGCUGCGUCCAGCUAUUCCGACGACGCAGCUGUACGUGUCCAGGCUGCACCAUUCCACGAAGGUUGAGGAGGUCGUGGAAUAUCUGCGCGUGAAGACCAGCUGGACCUUGAGGGUCGUGAGGUUGGAACCGCGUCACAACACAAAUUUUAACUCGUUCGUGGUGCGUGUUCCGACACAAGGUCUCGAGAAGGUCCUCAAGGAAGAUUUUUGGCCGAAGGGUGUUCUGUACCGCCGGUUUCGUGGCCGGCUACGUGACACCAGUCAGCGUAACACGACGCCGACACAUCGUGUGCAUUAGUUUUAAGAAUAUUUGUUAUGUAUUUAUAGUAUGUUUAAGUUUUUAUAGAUAUAGUAUUGUAUAUAUAUAUUGAUAUGGUGAAUUUUUAUGUAUUAGUUUAUAAGUAUUGUAAUGUGCGAUAUAUGUGUAUUUGUAUUUUUAUGGGCCCUAGUUGCCUGAAAUAAAGGAAUAAAUAAAAUAAAAUAAUUGAUAAGUAUAAUUAUGGUAUCCAGAACAUUCUCAGGUGCGCCGUGUCAUAUAAUGCACGCGCUGCAGUUUUGAUGAUGAUGUCAUGUAGCUCACGUGUGGCAACAAGCAUAUUUUACAUUGGGUAUCCUGUGUCUUUCUGUGUAACUAACGGAUAUGGCUCUGCCGAAUAGAUAAUAACAUUCUUUAAUAUUAAUAUAAACAUGUAUUAGGUUUUAAGCAAGACCAUUUAUUUGUAUUCGGAUAUAUUUGAGAUCUUUGUUUACCUAUGAUUAUCUUUUAAAUUGUCUAGAAAAAGUGUGAUGUUAAUAUUUAGUUUGAUUGCCUUAUCCGGAAGUAUGAAAAAUCUCUUGUCACCUUAGAGUGCAAGGAGGUACUUUGCCUGUUAAAAAAUAUAUAUAUAAAAGAGUGUUAUCGAAAGAUUUUUGAAUAUUGGUAUAGGAUUGUUUUGAAGACAAGUUUAUAAAUUGCUUGGUAUGUUAAUGGGUUGCAUAAAGUAGUUGGGAAUCGUUUGGUAGGCAAGACUCUGCGCUGACGUCAUCGGACUGAUCACCCGAGAGCGCCCGGCUUGUAAACCAAGUUAUUCAUUUUGUACGUGUUAUAAUUAUGUUGUGUUUAGAAAGUUAAUGUUUAUGAAAAUGUGGUACACAAAAUUAAGAGGUACUAUAAGGACAUAUCCUUCCAUUUGAUCAUGGUGUCGGACGAGCUUCCCUCCGUGAAAAUUGUUGGAAACUAAAAAGUUUUAAACACUGAUCCUUAUAUGAAAAAUAAAGUCGACUUAUUAUAAAAAUGUGUAAUGUACUUCUAUAAAGUAAAGAUGAAUAAUGAGAAGACCUGCUGAGGUCCAAAUAUAAAUGUGUGUACUUAUUAUAUUAAAGAGAAUAUAAAGAUAUGGAUAAGAAUGACAUGAAAGAGUACUGAAAGUAGAUAACGUAAUAUUUUUUUUAAGAAGAGAAUAAAGAUAAUUAUUGUAAUGAAAAGACAUUAAAACCAUGUAUUUGUAAAAAAAUAAAUUGCAGUACGGAAAAUAUAUGAUGAUAGUAUAGGAACAAAGAUUUCUUUUGUUAUAAAAUGACUAAUAUAGGUAAUAAUAAUAAUGUACUUUUAAGAAUUCUGAAGUUUUAUUAUUUUAAUAUAUAUUUUUUAAUAAUUAUUUACUUGAAAUUUGACAAAUGUAAUUCAGUAAUAUAUAGUCACAUAAUAUUGUCAAAAGUGUAUUUCUUUUAAAUUAAAUGAGGAUUAGCUGUAAUAAAUAUGUAAGUAUAUUUUAAAAAUUUGUUCAAUUAUUUUUUUUCUCAAUUUUGAUUAGAGUAUAAUUUUUAUAUUUUCAAAAAAAAAACAUAAAUGCAUUUUUUUUCUUUUACUAUCGGGGGAGGUGUAGUGUGUAGCCGACCUUACUCCCGAUCUAUCUAUAUACAUGUACUUAGUAUUAAGCUUAGGUUAAUGAAGACAGUACAAUAUACGCCUUAGACAUAGCAA